AGGAGCUGCGCAGCAAGAUCAUCCUGUGCGACCUGGCGGGCUCCGAGCGGCUGAAGAAGUCCAAGGCAACGGGAGAUCGCGAGAAGGAGGCCAUCGAGAUUAACAAGUCCUUGUCAGCUCUCGGAGGAGUGAUCGACAGAUUGACGUCUUCUUCUGGCAUGACCCACGUUCCGUACAGAGACCACCAGCUGACGCAGGUGCUGCAGGACUCCCUGGGCGGCACGGCGAAGACGCUGAUGUUCUUGAACUGCUCCCCUGCGGAGAGCAACUGGGACGAGACGCUCAACACGCUGAGGUACGGCACGCGCGCCAAGAAGGUGACGAACAACACGCAGAAGGGGGCCGCGAGGGCCGGGGAGGAGCCCAAGUCGCCGAAGAAGGCCACGGGGAUCCAGGACCUGAAGGAGUCCAAGGUGCUCCCUGCCAGCGAAGAGGCCACGCCGGGCCGCCUGGUGGCGCUCGAGAGGCCGAAGGCGGAGGCCCAGCCCGUGACGCGCCUGGCCCUCGACCACGCCACAACGGCCCCCGCGGCGCAGCUGGCCAAGGACGCGGCCACGCCCGUGGCGGCCCAGAGCCGGGCCGCCCCGGGGGCGCAGGCCGCCCAGACGCCGAUGGCACGGCUCGCCGCGCUGGAGGAGGCGCUCCUGGGCUCCGCGAGGCAGGGCGCGCUGCUGCCGCGCAUUGCCGCGCUGGAGGACUGGCUGCCAGGGCCGG
Molecule: messenger RNA, 714 nt
Organism: Prorocentrum cordatum
Lineage: Eukaryota; Dinophyceae; Prorocentrales; Prorocentraceae
Source: the annotation of a GenBank genome assembly